This is a messenger RNA of Marasmius oreades (fairy-ring Marasmius), 638 nucleotides long. RefSeq names its product ribosomal protein S14, S11 (gene RPS14). Lineage: Eukaryota; Fungi; Basidiomycota; Agaricomycetes; Agaricales; Marasmiaceae. Gene Ontology annotation, cellular component: ribosome; cytosolic small ribosomal subunit. Gene Ontology annotation, biological process: translation; ribosomal small subunit assembly; maturation of SSU-rRNA from tricistronic rRNA transcript (SSU-rRNA, 5.8S rRNA, LSU-rRNA). Bases 29 to 484 code for a protein of 151 amino acids. The record is from RefSeq and is a predicted model, not a curated record. Gene Ontology annotation, molecular function: mRNA 5'-UTR binding; small ribosomal subunit rRNA binding; structural constituent of ribosome. The transcript has 4 exons.
AGUCCACUGUCUACUUCUCAUCCACCAAAUGCCUCCCAAGAAAGUCAAAGCCCCAAAAGAAGAGCAGACAGUUUCUCUAGGCCCUCAGGUCGCCGAGGGUGAACUCGUCUUUGGUGUUGCACACAUCUUCGCUUCUUUCAACGACACCUUCGUUCACGUCACCGAUCUUUCUGGCAAGGAAACUGUUUCUCGUGUUACUGGUGGCAUGAAAGUCAAGGCCGAUCGCGACGAGUCGUCUCCCUACGCUGCGAUGUUGGCAGCUCAAGAUGUUGCAACCCGUUGUCGUGAAGUAGGAAUUACUGCCCUCCAUAUCAAGCUUCGUGCUACCGGCGGUACUGGAACUAAGACCCCUGGUCCUGGUGCCCAGAGUGCUCUCCGUGCUCUUGCACGUGCUAAAAUGCGUAUUGGAAGGAUCGAGGACGUUACACCCGUGCCUACUGAUUGCACGAGACGUAAGGGUGGUCGCCGUGGUCGCCGUCUCUAAUCGGGAGCGGUUACUCACUUGGGAAGUAUCUCCGCACGUUCAUAAAAAGUGUAGAUAGGCCAAGUUUCGAAUAUAUGUCGCUGUUCGACACGCAGCAGACCUCGCAACGAUAACAACUCGUUGUGAACUGCCCCGUGGUCGUCAAUUCUCUCGC